CGAUGCACGCGGCGCUCUGUUGAGCUGGUCUGCGCGCGGGGCGCACGGGCACGCGCAGGGAAAGGAGUGGGACUGGGAGCAGCUGUGGCAAAUGUUCCAACACUGCACUCAUCUCGAAAGAAAGGAGAAAGUUUGGCAGAAGGAACGGCCAUAACGCGUUCCCCGAGUGGAAAUGAAGAAAGAGAGGAGUGUCGGAUACUAGAAGGCAACUGCGGACCGUGUCAGAGAACAGCUCGGGGCCUUUUCUGGAACUCUUUGGAAACAAAAUAACAGCCCAGAAAAAAGCCUGGCGCACACACUCACAAUAAAACCACACAUUCCCGUCAAGUGGACUGCUAGCAAGAACUGGCGCUGCGGCAACACACCGACUGAUUACUCAACUUAUUCUGGCGUUUUUACUUUACGUUAUUUCAUAUUCGUCUCAUUUUCCCCGUCUAAACUCGAAACUCAGGAAACAAUGAAGACAUAACUCAUCCAGUGUACCGUCAGCUAGCUUUGGCUAGCUAGCUAGCUAUCGUGUGUGGACUAGCCAGCGCUAGCUAGCUAACGGGAGGCGUGCGGUGUUUACCGAGAAAGUUUUGGGCGACGCUUUAGAGAUUAGAGGAGCGUUUUGAAUAAAGGAAGAAGGAGCAGGCUCUCCUCUUGUGUCGCAUUUUAAUGGACGCCGAGGUGCAGAACGAAGGCAGGAGCACAGUGGCAUCGGACGGUCGAGGCCCCGAAUCGACCCAGUUUCCGUUUUAUGCCAAACCGACUCGAGUGCGGGUGAGUGAGCUGUGCCAAGCCGCUGCGCAGAGCUACCGGCCACCGUCCGCCCCGUCCCCUGACGGCCUGAGCAGCGCGAUGAUCUACCCUGUUGCCGGAGAAGAGCUCACUCGAGCCGGGUCAAGCUCAGGACCAGGCGGAGGCUGCUGUUCCCCGGGCUCAGAGGGACCCGAGAGCCGCACGUCUCCCAGCUCGGCGGCUCCGGACGGGCCUUCAGGCUUCCCGCCGCUUCCGCCGCCGCCGCCGUUUUUUCCCGGUUCCGGAGUUCACGGCAGCGUGGACGAGAGCGACCAACAGGACGGAGCGGAGUACGAGGAAGAGGAGGCUGUGUUUUCCCUCUCCGCACCACCCACUAACCAAUGGUACCAUGGGAAGCUGGACCGGACCAUUGCAGAGGAGCGGCUGCGCAAGGCCAGGACACCGGGCAGCUACCUGAUCAGGGAGAGCGACCGGAGGCCCGGCUCCUUCGUGCUCUCCUUCCUCAGCAAGACCAGUGUGGUCAACCACUUCAGGAUCAUUGCCAUGUGUGGGGAUUAUUACAUUGGUGGGAGACGGUUCUCAUCCCUCUCAGACCUCAUUGGUUAUUACAGCUAUGUGUCUUGCCUACUGAAAGGUGAAAAGCUGCUAUCACCAGUGGCUCCACCAGAGCCUGUGGAGGACAGGAGAAGAGUGAGAGCCAUCCUUCCAUACACCAAAGUGCCAGAUACAGAUGAGAUCAGUUUCCUCAAAGGAGACAUGUUUAUUGUUCACAAUGAACAUGAAGAUGGCUGGAUGUGGGUGACCAAUGUCAGAACGGAGGAACAGGGCCUUAUAGUGGAUGAUCUGGUGGAGGAGGUGGGACGAGAAGAGGAUCCCCAUGAGGGCAAAAUCUGGUACCAUGGGAAAAUCAGCAAACAAGAGGCAUACAAUCUGUUGAUGACAGCAGGCCAGGUGUGCAGCUUUCUGGUGCGGCCGUCGGACAGCACACCGGGAGACUACUCACUUUUCUUCCGCACUAAUGAGAACAUCCAAAGGUUCAAGAUCUGCCCCACCCCCAAUAACCAGUACAUGAUGGGUGGCAGGUAUUACAACAGUGUUGAUGAUAUCAUCGAACAUUACAGAAAAGAACAGAUUGUAGAAGGCUAUAACCUGAAAGAUCCAGUCUCAAAUCAGCAACAAGAACAAGUACUCUGUAAUGCCGUCGACGAGAAUCGAGAAAUUUACAAAACUAUUCGGCGAAAAACGAAAGAUGCGUUCUACAAAAACAUUGUCAAGAAAGGAUACCUCCUGAUUAACAAAGGCAAAGGAAAACGCUGGAAGAAUCUGUACUUCAUCCUGGAGGGCAACGAUGCUCAACUUAUCUACUUUGAGAGCGAGAAGCGAGCCACCAAACCCAAAGGGCUGAUCGACCUCAGUGUGUCCUCAGUGUACUGUGUGCACGACAGUCUGUUUGGCAGGCCAAACUGUUUCCAGAUUGUGAUUCAGCACUUUAGUGAAGAGCAGUGCAUUUUCUACUUUGCGGGAGACACACCUGAGCAGGCCCAGGACUGGAUGAAAUGCCUACAAACCUUCUGCAGUAACUUAAGGAAGCCUGCACAGGCCACUUCCAACAAGCGUCUACGUCAGGUGAGCAGCUUAGUGCUUUAUGUGGAAGAGGCCCACAAACUUCCCAUCAAACAUUUCACGAACCCAUACUGCAACAUCUACUUGAACAGCGUCCAUGUAGCCAGGACUCACCCGAGAGAUGGCCAGAACCCAGUCUUCACAGAGGAGUUCAUCUUUGAUGACUUAUCCAGUGAAAUCAACCGAUUUGAAAUCAGCCUAAGCAACAAAACUAAGAAGAGCAAAGAAAGUGAUAUUUUGUUCAUGCGUUGCCUUCUGAGCCGGUUGCAGAGGGGCCAGAUGAUAGACGAGUGGUUCCCAUUGAGCUCUCACGUGCCUCUGAAGGGAAUUGAGCCGGGCUCCUUGCGUGUGCGAGCACGCUAUUCCAUGGAGAAAAUCAUGCCAGAGGAGGAGUACAACGAAUUCAAAGAAGUGAUUCUACAAAGAGAUUUCCAUGUGAUCUAUGCACUGGCUCAUGUAUGUGGGCAGGACCGCACUCUACUGGCCAGCAUCCUGCUCAGGAUCUUCAGACACGAGAAAGCUGAGGCUCCACUACUCAGGACUCUCAAUGACAGAGAGAUUAACAUGGAAGAUGAAGCCACCACUCUGUUCCGUGCCACCACCCUGGCCAGCACACUGAUGGAGCAGUACAUGAAGGCUACAGCCACGCCCUUCGUCCAUCACGCCCUCAAAGACACCAUUCUUAAGAUUAUGGAGAGCAAGCAGUCCUGCGAGCUAAACCCAUCUAAACUGGAGAAGAAUGAGGAUGUAAAUCUGAACCUGACCAACCUGCUCACCAUCCUGUCUGAGCUGGUUGAGAAGAUCUUCAUGGCUGCUGAGAUCUUGCCUCCAACUUUGAGGUUUAUAUACGGGUGCCUGCAGAAGUCCGUGCAGCAGAAAUGGCCCACUAACACUACAAUGCGGACCAGAGUUGUGAGUGGUUUUGUCUUCCUGCGAUUGAUCUGCCCUGCCAUUCUCAACCCCAGGAUGUUCAACAUCAUCUCUGAUCCUCCUUCUCCGACGGCAGCCAGAACACUCACACUUGUGGCCAAGUCAGUACAGAACCUGGCCAAUCUGGUGGAGUUUGGGGCCAAGGAGCCCUACAUGGAAGGAGUGAAUCCAUUCAUAAAGAAUAACAAACAACGCAUGAUCAUGUUUCUGGAUGAGUUGGGGAAUGUCCCUGACUUGCCUGAUGCUCCAGAGCACUUUAGGACUGAUCUGUCCCGAGACCUUGCUGCCCUGCAUGAGAUCUGUGCUGCUCACUCAGAUGAACUCCGCACCUUGAGCAACGAGAGAGGAGCACAGCAGCACGUGCUGAAAAAGCUGCUGGCCAUCACAGAGCUCCUCCAGCAGAAACAGGUGCACUACGCCAUGUCCAACAGCAACAGACCUGAAUGUACCAUCAUGGCUGCUACAAUUCAGGUGCUCUGAAGAACAUCCACUGCGCACGAGUUUAUAAUGAAGACAUUUCCAUUAUUGAAGAGGCAGGGUACAGUCUACUAUCUUUUUUUUAAAAAUUCAAACAUGAUUAAUUGUUGCUGAACCUCAAUCAGGGUGAAAUGCUUUAGGGACUCUAUUCAGGAGCAGUGAAAUCCUCUGAGCUUUGAGGAACUACAUUAUUUUCCAGCCUCCACUGGAGAUUUUUUCAGCAAUCCCUUAAGAAAUAUGCUGAGCUCUGGAAAUUCAGCCAGGGAACAAGCACCUGAACUACAAGCCUUAAGAAACCUGCACUCAAAAGCCACUGUGUAAACCUCUUCCUACGAGUUGUCCUGAUAAAGAGAGCGCUGAUCCUAUCGUACCUCCUCCUGAGCAGCUUUCCUCGAUGAAAUGCUUCACCUCGGCUUUUAUCUCCAAACCAGGCAUCUGUCUGCUGGAUGAGCAGUUUGCUGAGACGGAUAAAACUUUCGAAAGGACAGAUAGAGAAGUUGUCGUUCCUCUGUGCAUGUGUUUACAUUUGAUAAACUGCCCCUGCGUUUUCACACCUAAUCUGGAUCACAUCACAUUCUGUCGCUGCCGUCCCAAAGGAAUGCAAUACUGACUGGGUGUGAUACUUCAACCCCAGCACCCAGUGCUAACCAGUUCAUGGACUUCUAUUUAAUCAGUAGAAGAGUGUUUGAUUUAUGCAAGAAAUUACAUUACUAUACAUUUUGUAACACCUCUGUAUGCUUCCUGACAUCUUGUUUGUAAAUAUUGUGAUGAUCAACUGUUUAGAAACAGCUUUGCCAAUGAGUCAAAUCAUUUGUGAUUUGUCCAGUUUGAUUUGUACUCUGAGAAAAUUAACUUCUGCUCAAUUAGCCAGGUACUUAUCUCCACAAACAUGAGAUUUCACUAUAUACCAAAAUGUUUGACUAAACGUACAGUAGUUUUUAGCUGUGUUCAUCUGUGAUCGGACCUUAGAAACAGCAUGACGCUGAUCUAUUAUGUCUCCCUUGAAUUUCUGAAAGCUUAUGGAUUUUUUUUUUUUUUUAUUUUUCUACCUGAUGAACAAAGCUACAACUUUUGCAUCUAGGAUACAAGAGAAAAAGUGACUGACCAGGCUGAAUAAAACUGUUUGUAUUAUCAUGUUUUGGGC
Pangasianodon hypophthalmus (striped catfish) is the source of this 4915-nucleotide messenger RNA. RefSeq names its product RAS p21 protein activator (GTPase activating protein) 1a (gene rasa1a). Gene Ontology annotation, biological process: regulation of GTPase activity. The record is from RefSeq and is a predicted model, not a curated record. NCBI's taxonomy places the organism in Eukaryota, Metazoa, Chordata, Actinopteri, Siluriformes, Pangasiidae. Gene Ontology annotation, molecular function: protein binding. Bases 658 to 3774 code for a protein of 1038 amino acids. The transcript is spliced from 26 exons.